AUGGUUGUGGGUCUGAUCGGUCCGAUUCCCAUCGACACCGGGAUCAUUCACACUCACAGGAGUCCCAUAGACGUCGAGACCGUUCGUAUUCACGAGAGUCCCAUCGACAUUGGGAAUGUUCACGUUCACAAGAGUAUGAAGGCCCCAAUGUCGAAUAGAUUCACUCGACUACCAUUUAAUUCCUAUGAUAGGAAAACGGACCCGGUGGAGCACAUCAGCCAUUAUAUCCAAAUGAUGUCUCUGCACACUCACAAUGAUGCGCUGAUGUGUAAGGUAUUUCCUUUAAGCCUUAGGCCCACAGCAUUGAAAUGGUUUAAUGGGUUACGGAAAGAUUCCAUUCACAGUUUUAAUGAGUUGAUCCAAGAAUUCGGUGUCCGGUUUGUACCCUGUAGUUGGGUACAACAACUUAUUGACGCAUUGCUUUCUAUGAAAAUGAGGGUUGGGGAAACCCUUCGCAAUUAUACCAGUCAGUAUUGGGAGCUUUACAAUGAGAUAGGUGGAGGCAACGAAAAGAAUACGAUGAGCACCUUUAGGAUGUGGCUCCCCGAGGACUCCGGAUUACUGGAAUCACUGACGAAGAAGUCUCCCGAGGGUAUGAGGCAGCUAAUGAGGUGCAUUGAAGAGUACAAACGUCUUGAAGAUGAUCGGCUGCGGAGUAAGGAUAAGGCCCGGCUAGUGAAUCACCCUCGACAGCCCGGAUUUCAGCCCCGGCCCCGAAAGGAUCUAAGAAUACUAGAGCUGGAAAUACAAAUGGGAGAAGUGAAUGUGACAUUCAAAGAGCCAAUGCAUAAGAUCGUAGACUGA
Quercus robur (English oak) is the source of this 804-nucleotide messenger RNA. RefSeq lists its product as uncharacterized. NCBI's taxonomy places the organism in Eukaryota, Viridiplantae, Streptophyta, Magnoliopsida, Fagales, Fagaceae. The record is from RefSeq and is a predicted model, not a curated record. The transcript has 2 exons. The coding region runs from base 1 to 804 and encodes 267 amino acids.